AUGGAUCGCUUUUUAGUAAGGAAAGGGACAGAUGUCGGGACAGAUGUACAGGCUUCUGCUGCAUGCUCUGCAGACAAAGCUACAACUUCGGCGGAAACAGGGAAACGUAGUGGGAAACGAAAAAUAAAAUACAGUGAAGAUUAUGUUAAAUAUGGAUUUACAGUAACGACUGACAAAACAGGAGAAGAGGUACCACUGUGUUUCGUAUGUUCAACGGUGCUUUCAAAUGAAACCAUGAAACCGUCGAAACUUUCUCGUCAUAUGGAGACACAUCACAGCUUCUUGAAGGCCAAGCCUAUUGACUAUAUGCAACAGAUGUUGCGUGAUUUCAAAGGACAGCAGACGCUCAUGAGAAAAAGUGCAAAGGUCAGUGAAAAUGCGCUGAAAGCCUCAUAUAUGGUGGCUCUUAGAGUUGCAAAAUGUAAAAAGCCACAUACAAUUGCAGAGCAGCUGAUUUUGCCAGCAGCUAUAGACAUGUGUAAAACCAUGAUGAAUGAAGAAUGUGCAAAUAAAUUAAAAACGAUUCCUUUGUCAGAUAGCACAGUCGGACAUCGAAUUGAGGAAAUGGCAAAUGAUGUGAAAGAGCAGUUGAUAGAGAAACCUCGAUCAGUUCAAGGAUUUUCCAUUCAAUUAGAUGAGACGACAGAUAUAACAAAUGACGCGCAACUUUUGGCAUUUGUGAGAUACAAGGAUAAUAGUGCAAUGUGUGAGGAAUUUCUCUUUUGCAAACCGCUGCCAGGGCGAACUACAGGUGCUGAGAUCUUUUCAGCUAUUGAUGACUUUUUCAAAGAACACAAUAUUUCGUGGCAGAAGUGUGUGGCGCUAUGUAGCGAUGGUGCCAGAGCAAUGAGUGGGAGCCAGACUGGAUUGAUUGGGCACGUAAAGAAAGUAGCACCGGCAAUAAUUUGGACACAUUGCAUGAUUCAUAGAGAAGCUCUGGUUGCCAAGGAUCUCAGUGUUGAAUUCAGCGAGGUGUUUGAUGCUGUUGUUAAAACCGUAAACCUGAUCAAACGAAAAGCAUUAAAUACACGCCUGUUUGCAUCCCUAUGUCAAGGCUUAGGAAAUGAACACACCUUUCUCCUUUACCAUUCAGAGGUGAGAUGGCUGUCUCGCGGCGCGGUGCUCGCCCGUGUGUUUGAACUACGUGACGCUAUCUAUACUUUCUUGUGUGAAAAGGAGUGCACUGAACUGGCUUACAUGUUCAACGACAGCCACUGGUUGACUAAGCUGGCGUAUCUCACCGAUGUUUUUGCAGAGCUUAACAAGUUGAACACUUCAAUGCAAGGGAGAGAUUCAAACGUCCUGUAG
Molecule: messenger RNA, 1308 nt
Organism: Paramisgurnus dabryanus
Lineage: Eukaryota; Metazoa; Chordata; Actinopteri; Cypriniformes; Cobitidae
Product: protein FAM200B-like
Source: RefSeq, a predicted model, not a curated record